AUGAUAUAAUAGAUUAAAUACUACGAAGAAUUAGAAGAAUUUUUAAGCUCUUCACUUUUAUCUCAUUAGUUUCUCCAUAUUAGACUGAUUAACAAUUAAAUUGGUGCAAUAGGUGCAUCAGGCUUAGGUUCUGCUUUAGCAAAGUGCAUUGAUCUAUCAAAUUUGACACUUAACCUUAGUAGCAAUUAAAUUGGUGAUGAAGGUGCAUCAAGCUUAGGUUCUGCUUUAGCAAAGUGCAUUAAUCUAUCAAAUUUGACACUUAACCUUAGUUACAAUGAAAUUGGUGAUAAAAGUGCAUCAAGCUUAGGCUCUGCUUUAGCAAAGUGCAUUAAUCUAUCAAAUUUGACACUUGACCUUUGUUGGAAUAAAAUUGGUGGUGAAGGUGCAUCAAGCUUAGGUUCUGCUUUAGCAAAGUGCAUUAAUCUAUCAAAUUUGACACUUAACCUUUGUAACAAUGAAAUUGGUGGUGAAGGUGCAUCAAGCUUAGGUUCUGCUUUAGCAAAGUGCAUUAAUCUAUCAAAUUUGACACUUAACCUUAGUAACAAUUAAAUUGGUGAUGAAGGUGCAUCAAGCUUAGGUUCUGCUUUAGCAAAGUGCAUUAAUCUAUCAAAUUUGACACUUAACCUUUGUAACAAUUAAAUUGGUGAUGAAGGUGCAUCAAGCUUAGGUUCUGCUUUAGCAAAGUGCAUUAAUCUAUCAAAUUUGACACUUGACCUUAGUUACAAUGAAAUUGGUGAUGAAAGUGCAUCAAACUUAGGCUCUGCUUUAGCAAAGUGCAUUAAUCUAUCAAAUUUGACACUUGACCUUUGUAACAAUUAAAUUGGUGAUGAAGGUGCAUCAAGCUUAGGUUCUGCUUUAGCAAAGUGCAUUAAUCUAUCAAAUUUGACACUUAACCUUAGUUACAAUGAAAUUGGUGAUGAAAGUGCAUCAAGCUUAGGCUCUGCUUUAGCAAAGUGCAUUAAUCUAUCAAAUUUGACACUUGACCUUUGUAAUAACGAAAUCAAUGAAUCAUAAGAAUUCAAAGUAAUUAGCAAGUUUCUUAAAUUAAAAAGAUUAGUUGUCUUUGAAAAAGAACUCAGAUGA
This is a messenger RNA of Tetrahymena thermophila SB210, 1083 nucleotides long. RefSeq lists its product as hypothetical. Gene Ontology annotation, biological process: nucleocytoplasmic transport; activation of GTPase activity. The record is from RefSeq and is a predicted model, not a curated record. Gene Ontology annotation, molecular function: GTPase activator activity; small GTPase binding. The transcript has 13 exons. Gene Ontology annotation, cellular component: nucleus; perinuclear region of cytoplasm; cytosol. Lineage: Eukaryota; Ciliophora; Oligohymenophorea; Hymenostomatida; Tetrahymenidae.